This is a messenger RNA of Argentina anserina (silverweed cinquefoil), 501 nucleotides long. RefSeq lists its product as uncharacterized. The record is from RefSeq and is a predicted model, not a curated record. Lineage: Eukaryota; Viridiplantae; Streptophyta; Magnoliopsida; Rosales; Rosaceae. Bases 1 to 501 code for a protein of 166 amino acids. The transcript has a single exon.
AUGGUGGAGGAUGUCCCUGCUAAGCCUACUGAUGGAGAUGAUGCUGAGACCAAGAAGGCAUAUAAGGAGUGGCACACUAGCAAUAGAAAGCCUAAAAGCUUCAUUAGAACCACCAUGAUAGAUUCUGUUAGAGGGUCGAUUAAGGAACUUGAAACUGCUUGGGAUCAUCUAGAGCCUAUUUCUCAGUAUUACAUGGAAAAUGAUCAAGCUGAGAUUUCUAGGUUGUCUAGGCAGUUUUAUGACAUGACUUUUUCUGGUGUUGACUCUGUGAGAGAACAUAUUAUAGGCAUGAUGGACAUUAAUGCUAGGCUUAGAGACUUGAAUAUGAGAGUUAAAGAUCACCAGGUUGUGGCUCAAAUGCUAGAUUCCUUGCCUGCCACCUUCAGUAACCUGAAAACCUUCUACAAUGCAUCUGAAGCCAAUUGUAGCCUCAACAAACUCAUGUCAAUGAGGAAGAGAGGAUUAAGAAAGAGUCCAAGCCAACCACUGCCAUUAACCUAG